Messenger RNA from Sinocyclocheilus grahami, 1484 nucleotides. Its product is annotated as deleted in malignant brain tumors 1 protein. The coding region runs from base 42 to 1484 and encodes 480 amino acids. The record is from RefSeq and is a predicted model, not a curated record. Gene Ontology annotation, cellular component: membrane. Lineage: Eukaryota; Metazoa; Chordata; Actinopteri; Cypriniformes; Cyprinidae. The transcript is spliced from 5 exons.
AUGGCUGGGAUCUGUUAGAUGCUGCAGUGGUGUGUAAAGAGAUGGGCUGUGGGGAUGCUAUUGAGGCAAAGAGUGGUGCUUUUUUCAGACCAGGAAGUGGACAUGUAUUAAUGAGCAAUAUUGCGUGUGUUGGAAAUGAGCCUACAUUGAGCAGUUGCAGCUCUAAGAAAUUGGGAGAGUUUAUAUGUGGCUAUUCAAAGCAUGCUGGAGUCAUCUGUCGCUCCCUUGUCAGAUUGGUGAAUGGCAGUCACUCCUGUUCUGGACGAGUGGAGGUUUUCAAUGACGGUCAGUGGGGAACCGUGUGCGAUAACGGCUGGGAUCAUUCAGAUGCUGCAGUGAUAUGUAAAGAAAUGGGCUGUGGGGAUGUUUUCGAGCAAAGAAUUGGUGGUUAUUUUAGCCAGGGAUCAGGACCAGUAUGGCUGAGUGACGUGCAAUGUUCUUACUCUGAAACGACUCUGAGACACUGUAAUUUGCAGGGAUGGGGACAAAACUCAUGUGGACAUGAGAAGGAUGCUGCAGUCGCCUGUCGAAGCAGAAUUAAGUUGGAAAAUGGCUUCAAUGCUUGUUCUGGAAGAGUGGAGAUAUUCUAUUAUCCCUGGGGAAGCCCUGUGUUGGGAACAGUAUGUGAUAAUAGCUGGGAUCUAUCAGAUGCUGCAGUGGUGUGUAGAGAGAUGGGAUGUGGAGAUGCCAUAGCGGCAAAGAGUGCUGCUUAUUUCGGACAGGGUGGGGGACCAGUAUGGUUGAAUGAUGUCAACUGCGUUGGAAAUGAGCUCACACUCACUGCCUGUGAGUCCAAAAAAACAGAAGAUUACAAUUUGCAUUACAAGGAUGCUGGAGUCAUCUGUCAAUCUCUUGUUAAGCUGGUGAAUGGCACUAACUCUUGUUCUGGACGAGUUGAAGUUUUCUUUGAUGGCCGGUGGGGAACAGUAUGCGAUGAUGGCUGGGAUCAGUCAGAUGCUGCAGUGGUGUGUAGAGAACUGGGCUGUGGGAAUGUUAUAGAGGCAAAGAAUGCUGCUUAUUUUGGACAGGGAUCAGGACUCGUAUGGCUAAGUGAUUUACAGUGUGCCAGUUACUCUACUCUGAGAAACUGUAAUUCAAAUGGAUGGGGACAAAACAGCUGUGGACAUGAGAAGGAUGCAGGAGUAGCCUGUCAACGUGAUUUGUGGGCAUUAGUUAACAUCAAACUGGUGAAUGGCAUCACCUCUUGUUCUGGACAAGUUGAGGUUUUUCGUGACAGUCAAUGGGGAACUGUGUUUGAUGAUGGCUGGGAUCUAUCAGAUGCUGCAGUGGUGUGUAGACAGAUGGGAUGUGGAGAUGCUAUAGAGGCAAUAGGUGGUGCUUAUUUUGGACAAAGUGCGGGAGAAAUAUUUAUGGGCAAUGUAAACUGUUUUGGAAAUGAGACCAUGGUCAGUGAUUGUGAAUUUCGUAGAUGGGGAAUGCAUGACCAUUCAAAGGAUGCUGGAGUCAUCUGUGAUCGUAAGUAA